Messenger RNA from Tilletiaria anomala UBC 951, 2295 nucleotides. Its product is annotated as FabD/lysophospholipase-like protein. Gene Ontology annotation, cellular component: mitochondrion. Gene Ontology annotation, biological process: fatty acid biosynthetic process. NCBI's taxonomy places the organism in Eukaryota, Fungi, Basidiomycota, Exobasidiomycetes, Georgefischeriales, Tilletiariaceae. The record is from RefSeq and is a predicted model, not a curated record. Bases 1 to 2295 code for a protein of 764 amino acids. The transcript is spliced from 3 exons. Gene Ontology annotation, molecular function: [acyl-carrier-protein] S-malonyltransferase activity.
AUGUUUUCAUCUUUGCAAGCGAUUAGUACCAGCACCUUGGCUCAAGCAAGAAUUGCAUCUUCAUCUGCCGGCGCAGGCAGCUCAGUGUCUGCUGUUCCACCCUCAUUAGCAGCCCUUCGAUCAUCCAAUUCUGCGACAUCGACUUUGAAAGCCAACUCAUCGUCAUCUCUGUCUCGCACUCCUACUUCUUCCGCUGCAUCCGCGACUCCAUUAGCAGCAUCUCAACAGCAGACAAGGAAGAAUUCAACCACCCGAGGAAAUGGUGAUGGUGAUGGUGGUGGCGACGAUGCCGAUUGGGCCUUUGGAGGCGGGUCCAUGUCCCAGAGCGGACCCUGGGGCGCUGGCGCGCGUACAAGCGGCCCUAUACGCUUUGGCACAGGCUUGCACAACUACGACCAGGGUUCAUACCAACAGCCACCUGCCACUGCCGAAGUGCAGAAUCUUGGAAUCGUGGGUAACGCAGGGAAAGGAGCGACCCCAAAUUAUGGCCGAAAGAAACGGAUCGUCAAGCCAAAGCCAGAUGAAGUGCCUGAUGACGCGGCGCAAGACGUAGGUGCCGCUAACAGAGUGAAGAGGGAGAAGGCUGAUCGAGAAUUCGCAGCUGGCUAUGUGCACAAGUAUGCUCCCUCAACCCGCUCGCCUGACCCUUUGCCACAGCACACCUACUUUUCGUCGCCCUCGUCGUCGUUCAAUGCUUCGUCUUUCGUUGCACCCGGCACAGCUCCCCCUUUGUCGCGCGUCCUUUCCGCAGCGGGUGUCGGCGAGUACCUCCCAGGUGGGGUUCCAAAGCGCAAAAAGACGGCGGUGAUUAUGGCAGGUCAAGGGAGUCAGUACAUCGGGAUGGGUAAGAACAUGUACAAAACUUUUCGCUCGGCGAGGGCCAUCUGGCAUACGGCGGAGGAAGCGCUGCUCUGGACCCCAGGCAGGCAAUACCGGAACCAGAGGGGCCCAACCUCACCCUUCGGGGCGCCAUUUGAGGAGUACGCGAAGUCUUCAGAGCAGAGGGAGCUGUUCGAGGAGGAACUAGCCAAGACGGCGCAUUGGGAUCCGAAGCAAGGAUUCGCGGCAACGGGAACAGCCGUCACGAGGGGCAAGAGAGGCUGGCUGAGAGAUCUUGUGUUCUCAGGAGAUCAGCUUGACUUGACUCGCGCUGAGAAUGCACAGCCAGCCAUUUUGACAUGCACUAUGGCUUUCCUGACUGUCCUCAAAGAAGAGUUCAACGUCGACCUCGUGGCAGACCAUAUGGACACUGCCGCUGGGCACGGCACUGGCAACUACGCUACCAUGGUCGCUGCUGGCGUCUGCGACCUGACUGAUGCGGUCCGACUGCUCCGACAUCGCGGUCUCACGUCGAGCCACUUCCUUGCCCAGAAUCCAGUCCUAUUUCCCCCCGGCUGCAAGCCUCCACUCAGCGUGUACGAGACUUGGGGUUUCAGUAACGCCGGCAGCGGCAAAGGCGCGACGCUUCUGAAUGGGAGCGCUGGGUUGAGGAGUGGCACACGUGCAGUUCAGGAUGAAGAGAUGAACGAGACGAGCACAAUGGAAGGGCUCUCCGGCCACGGCUGGCGGCGAUCGCAGAUGUCCGGCGUCGUGCUGAAGCCCGGAAAGUUACAAGCAGCGCUUGCCGAGGUUGAAAGAGUUGCUGCGGAUAUCAAAGCCGGUCGCGUUCCCGAAUUUCACCCGGAUGAAUUUGUCGAAGUGGCGAACUACAACUCAUCCCUGCAGAUCGUCCUUGCCGGCACGAAGCUCGGCGUCUCCUACGCAUGCGAUCGGUUGCGCGCAAAGGGUCUCGGCGCGCGGGCGGUGAACCUGCCUGUCUCGGGUCCUUACCACACGUCCAUCAUGAAAGAAGCUGCUGACUUCCUCAAGCCAGCCGUGGAGUACCUGCCACUGCGCGACCCGUGCGGCCUCGAGCUCGUCAGCAGCUUCUCUGGUGCUAUAUUACCGAACGUCCAGUACAUCCGCGAUGACCUCAGUGGCGCGUUCGCGCGGCCUGUGCGCUGGCACCACUCAAUCGAAACGAUGGUCUUACGCGGCGUCGAACGCUUCAUCUGUCUCGGGCCAGGGCGCGCGUGCGCGCACCUGCUCAGCAAGGAGCUGGCGUACCGCGACCGCCUCGCGCGCGCGGACCACGAGGCGGGGCGCGCGCCACCGCCUCAAGCGGAAUUUGAGGUGUGGAGCGUGGCAAGCGUCGAAGAUGUCCUGCAGCUCGGUGGCGUACUGGAUCGGAUCAGCGCCGCGGAUGGUCGCGCGAGGCUCCGUCCGCAGAUCAGGGACGAUGUCAUUGCGCUUUGA